AUGAACUAUUACGAUGACUUAUCUUGUGAUUUCAUUCUAGAUAAAAUAACGUCUUCGAAUUGUAGUCCGAAUUCAGUGGUUGGGGUCAACCCAGUGGCCAAUACUUCAGAGACCAUCAAUUUUUAUGAAAACUAUUCAACCAUUCACUCUUCUACUCCAAUUAGAAGAGUCAAUUAUGGUCCUAUUUCUUGGUCUUCGAUGAUGAAACGCGACGAUGGCCUCAAUAUGCUAUGGGAAUACAUGAUUACGUAUAAAAUGGGAUGCUUAAAAGAAUCCGAUAUUAAGAAGAAGACUCAUGACUCAAAUCAUGCCAUUGACGAUGAAAUUGAAGACCGGUAUAACGAUUUGAUAAAAAAUUGGAAUAAAAGAUCAAAAGAAAAUUCUGAUUUAAUGGAUAUGAAGCAUUUAAAACAAAAAAUUUUAAACCACUUACCGCCUAGAAGAGUUACUUGGUGUUUGAUAAACCGAUUCUUCAGGUAUGUUUAUCCAUUUGCUCCGUUUCUUGACCAACAAAAUUUUGAAGAUUCAAUGACAAACAUUCUCGGAGGAAAACCUCCUGAUGAUACCCCUGUUGAUGAAAAAAUCAAAGAUUUGAAAAUCAACAGUAAAGAAGAAUUCGCCAAACUUGGUUUAUUAUUUGUGAUUCAUCGAUUCUCUUUUCUUUCAAUGUUCACCAAUAACGAACAAGAGAAUAUGGGAUUACUAAGUUCGGUUUUCAAUGAAGUAGGAUACCCCGAUAUUCAAUGCUCUAAAGCUUGUGUGGAAAAUUUUGGUUAUUUAAUUGAAAAUCCGAUUUCAGUAGAAGUUAUUGAAUUAGCAAGAUAUUGUCUUCAUUUAUUCCCCUUAAAUGCAGCUUAUUCUUUACCAGCUUUGCAAUUAAUGUUUUAUCUUCGAGUUUAUAAUAGAUUUGCCCCGGAAGAUGGCGAUGGUGCCGAUGGCGGUGAUGCUCAAAUGUCUAAUGCAGUUAUUGUUCAAAUGGCUUAUCAUUCUGGUCUUAAUCGGGAACCUUCAAAAUAUUCAGAAGAUAACGAUGAAGAUGCAAAAUUAAACCACAUUAAAAGAAAAACUUGGUAUUUUAUAGUAUUUGCUGAGUUAUAUCAUAGUUACACAUUUGGUAAUCCAUCAAGUCUUUCAUCCAUAUCUUAUGAUACUAAAAUUCCAUUUGUUAAUUCAAAAAAUUCAAGUAUUCCAAACGUUGAAGUUGAAGAGAAAGUUGUUUCAAAUUUACAAACUUUCCUCAAAUUUAAAGAACCAAUUGAUAAAGUAUUAAAACAAAUUUUGAAUAUUGAUGGUAAAGUUAAAUUAAUCGAAGUUAGUGAAAAUUUAAGUGAUUUAGAAACCUUAUUUUUCGUAAUUGAUAAAACAUUUGCCGAUCAAAAUCCUCAAAUUGGAUUUGACUUAUCCCAAAAAAUUGUUACUGAUGAUUGCAUGAAAAUUCACGAUACUAAAUUUUAUUUAUCAAUGUCAUCAUUUUUCAUUUCGAUUUAUUUCCAUUUAUAUUUAUUUUACAUAAAUAAGAAUCAUAAUUUAUCCUUUUUCUAUUUAAAGAAAAGUUUUAUAUUUUUAUUAGAAGUUGUUCCAUUUUACUCAAGAAUAGUUGAAUCUUCUGAUUUGGUUUGUGAUUUCAUAUUGAAUCCAACCCUUGAAAUGACAAUUCAUAAGGCAAAUCAAAUAGUCAUGUCCUUCAUAAUUAAAUUAGGAUUUGUUAUUUAUGAAAUGAAAAAAAUUAGUCAAGAACUGAAAGAAGGUAAAAAUUCAAACUUCUACCAAUAUCUUAACACCGUUGAAAAUUUUAGAAAUUCAUUAAUUAAAAUUUCAAAUUAUUCAAUUUACCAAAUUCUGAAAUUAAGCAAUAGGUACUACUAUGCUUGGAGAAUUACAAAAGCUCAUGAUUUGGUUUUGAAAACAAUUACAAGCAUUCAAUUCUACAAAGAUAAUUAUCAUCACCCAAAACUGAAUUUUUUGAAAAAACCAAAAUAUUCAAAAAAUCAUUUAAAAGAAUUACAUUCAUUAGUGCUUGAUGCUAUCGAUAGAACUAUUAACGAAACAAAUAAUCGUUGUUCCGAAGUUUAUGUUAGUAAUGCAGAAAUUGAUGCAAAAUGGAUGCAAUCUCGUGGGUUGACCGACGAUUUCGAAUCAAAUAAAAACUUGAGUGUCUUCAAUAUCUUUAAUGAUGAUUUAUGA
Molecule: messenger RNA, 2184 nt
Organism: Hyphopichia burtonii NRRL Y-1933
Lineage: Eukaryota; Fungi; Ascomycota; Pichiomycetes; Serinales; Debaryomycetaceae
Product: fungal specific transcription factor domain-containing protein
Exons: 2
Coding region: 1-2184 (727 amino acids)
Biological process (GO): positive regulation of transcription by RNA polymerase II; DNA-templated transcription
Cellular component (GO): nucleus
Molecular function (GO): DNA binding; DNA-binding transcription factor activity, RNA polymerase II-specific; zinc ion binding
Source: RefSeq, a predicted model, not a curated record